AUGGACCACAACCUCCUCGUAUCGGAACUGCAGCAGCUCAUCGUCGAGAGCAAGCGGAGGAACCAUGAGGUCAAGGAUGCCGGCGAGGUCGCUCUCGAGAUCUUGCGACCCGGUCCGCAAUCGCGCGAGGUCCUCUCCGCGAACGCGGACAAGCUUCUCGCUCCGAUGACGCUGGGAUGCAAGACGAAGAACGCCAAGAUCGUCGGCAUCAGCAUAGCGGCGUUGCAGCGGCUAGUCGCGCUCGGCGGCGUGCCGCUCGAGCACCUGCCGGGCGUGCUCCAGACACUGGGCGCAGUGUCAGGACAGGCGGUCGACAUCCAGCUCAAGAUCCUGCAGACGCUGCUCAGCAUGCUGACGUACUGCACCGACAUGCACGGCGAGACGCUUGGUACCGCGCUCCUGCUCUGCUUCAAGCUACAGGACAGCCGCGUCAGCGUCGUUUCCUCGACUGCGGCGGCGACAUUGCGACAAGCGAUCAUGGUUGUCUUUGAUCGUGUCAGCGUCGAGGACGACCCGACCGAGACGCUCACCUUGCCCUCCGACCCGCCAGAGGAGGUCCAGGUCACCCCCGCCGUCAAGGACGCAUACUACAUCCUGAGCGAUCUGUGCGUGCUGACGGCGGCGGCGCCGUCGGCUUCGGGUCUGAGCUUGUGGACGUCAAGUGAGAAGGAGAAGCCCGUCAUGCUCAAGCUGCAGUCGCUGCAGCGCACGUUUGGGCUCGAGCUUAUCGAGUCCAUUCUUAGCGGAUACGAGGGCGUCGUCAAGAAGCACCCCGAGCUCGUGCACCUCCUGCGCCACUCGCUGCACCCGCUCAUUAUCCGGCUGCAGGGAGAAAAGCCGUCCUUCCCCGUCGCGCUCCGCAUAUGCCGUCUCCUCUACGUUCUCGUUCGCAGCUACGCCGACCAGCUCUCAGCCGAAGUCGAGACGUAUCUCCUCACUCUCAUCCGGUUAGGUGCCGGAGAUCCAGACGAGGAAAAGCCGCCCGCGAAGAAGGACACGGUCGCGCCAUGGAUGCACGUCCUCGCGCUCGAGAUCCUGAGAGGAAUCUGCGGAGAUCCCGCCCUUCUCCGGAAUAUCUGGACACAGUACGACAAGGCCGGUGGCACCAAGCUCUUCGCCAAGCUUGUGUCUGCGCUCGGACAUCUGGUCAACGAGAAACCGGCCCUGCUCGGCGUCGGCACGCAGAUGCACGGCCUCGGCGUUCCCGCCUCGUCGAGCGAGCACGUUAACUCGGGCUACCUCGACAUGGGUAUCGGCAUAGUUGCGUCCGCGGCGACACUGGGCGCCUCGGCCGUCUCGAGCGCCAUGUCUGGACCGACAGCCGUGGGGCUCGGCGCGCACUCGGGAGUGAAGCAGCGCCUCAUCGAGCAGCACGACAAGGCGGAGCCGCCAGCCUUCCCGGAGACGUACGUCUACCUUCUGGCUGUGCAGUCGCUAUGCGCGAUUGCCGAGAGCAUCUUCAUGGGAAUAGGAUCCGAGGAGACGCGCGAGACGUCCAAGGGGCUGGCGGAGAGUGCGUGGCCGGCGCUACUCGCUGCGCUGUCGUAUUCUAUCGCCACCGAUCUGUCGGAUCAACUCUUCGUCGAGGUACUUGCGGCGCUGCAGGACUUCACGGUCGCCUGCGGCACGCUUGACCUCAGCACGCCACGCGAUGCCUUCCUCCAGACCCUCGCGCGAUGUGCUGUCCCGCCCACAGUCGUGUCCGCCAUGCAAACAUAUAUGGACUCCCCGCCAAAGGCGUCGUUAACGGUCGAGUCGCUCGUCAGUGGCCCAACAGGCCCGCCGUCGCUAUCGGAGCGCAACCUCGCCUGCCUCCGGAGUCUGAUCGGAGUCACGCAGUUGCUUGCUGGCAGCAUGGGUCCGGGGUGGCACGACGUGCUCGAGACGCUGCAGAACGCCAAUUACCUCCUGAACGCGAGCCGCGCGCCGCGCCGGCCUAACGUGCAGUCCCCCGUGAGCCCGAGCAAGUCGCCUUCCCUCGAGCCGACAGCGCCGAAACCCGAUAUGCUGCAGGAUUUGGAUGCCGAGUCAAUCCAGGGCGCCGUCAACGAGCUGUUCGAGAACACACGUGACCUCGACGACGCCGCGUUCACCGUCUUCGUCACCGCCCUUUGCCAGCUCAGCGCCGAGGUCAUCGGCAUGGGGAACCCGUCAGCGCAGACGCUCCCGAGACCUUCCGCCGAACCGCGAAGAAGAACCAGUGGCAUCAGUAUCGGGAGCAGCAGCAAGUCGUCGGAGCGCUCGUUCGGGCUCGCCAAGUUGCGUAGCGUUGCGACGCUGAACGUGAACCGUCUCGUCCAGUCCCCGCCCGAGGUGGGGUGGGGCGUCGUCACGCAGCACCUCGUCGCCGUGGCACGGCACACGACCGCACCCUCGCCUAUCCGAGUGCAGGCGUCGGACACGCUGGCCGAGUUCUUGCAGCUCUCGCUACGCACGGCAUGCGAGGCACGUGUGCAACACCAGAUCUUCGAUGUGCUCGCCAAGGUCGUCGACGUCGCUCCUGUUUCGAAUACUGUCGCGACCGACUACGACGUCCGCAGCACGGGAUACGAGACGCUGAACCACAUCCUUCAGUCGUCUGGACACAGCCUCGAGGUUGGGUGGCCGACCAUCUUCGACAUGCUCAACUAUGUGUGCAAGCGGCCAGAGGACGCGCAGCCGCACAAGGGCGACGCGGCGCUCGUGCGCAUCGCGUUCCCGUCCCUGACGCUUAUCUGCACCGACUUCUUGUCGUCGCUCGACGCAGACGCUAUGCGACAGUGCAUCGUGUGCCUGGGCUACUUUGGACGGCAGACCGACGACGUCAACAUCUCGCUGAAUGCCAUCGGGCUGCUGUGGAACGUCUCGGACGCGGUCCAGGGCGACUCGAAGGAGCUCUGGCUCUACCUUCUGACUGAGCUGUUGGCGCUCGCGCGCGACCAGCGACUCGAGGUACGCUCGAGCGCCAUGCAGACGCUCUUCCGCUGCGUUGAACUGUAUGGUUCGAGCCUCAGCUCAGAGCUCUGGGACAAGGUGUUCGCGCAGGUCGUGUUCCCGCUCAUGGAGGCGAUGCGAGGCGACGAGUCGCAGGUACUCGCGUUGACCAGUGUGGGUAACAUCUUUGGCCAGUUCCUGCCCCAGAUCAUGGCGCUCCCCGACGCCAAGGGCGUGUACCAGCAUCUCCUCGACCUGCUUGUGAAGAGCUGGACGAGCGAGCCGCGGAAAUGCGGCACAGCCGCUGUUCGCGUACUCGAGCGUGUCCUCUCCGUCGCGGAGAAGGGCAGCCCGCUCCUCCCCCCGUCGUGGGACACGUUUGUCGCCCUCGGUCGCGCGCUGAAGGACCCCCACGAGGACCCGUACACGCAGGACAAUCUCGUCGUGCUCGUCAAGGUUGCGUCAUUACUCCAUGCCAAGUUGCAGUGGGACGACGACAAGCUGAAGGAGUUCUCCAACAUCCUCCGUUCGCUGGUCACCUACUCCAAGUCGCCGGACUACCGGCCAGACGUUGACGUCAUGUCGCCUUUGCAGAAGGACGUAGCCGAGCUCGUCGCAUCGAGCCAGCUCGGCGCACACCUCGUGCUUUGCGACCUGGCCGAGUUUGCCUCCCUCGCGUACGUGGGCAGCGGCAACCCGAAACUCAGCUACGUCGCUUUGUCCAAGUUUGCGAUGCCGAAGAUUUUCGACGUGUUCGCGCCCGUCUCCUCGGACAAGUCGCUCUACGAGGACGAGACGGUCGAGGCGAUCUUGAAGGCGUUCUCCCUCCCCAUCAAGCUCAAGUACGACUGCCCCCCAGCAAGCAAGUAUGGCUCCGACGAGCCGCUCUGGCGCACAGCAAUGCGCACCUUUGUUGGCGUGCUGAGCCACGUCGUCAAGGGUCUGGACGGGGAGCUGAGUGAGGAGCGCUACGACGCCAUCUGGGGCACGAUCAUGGACGUGUUCUCCGGCGUGCUGCUCGCCGAUAGUGGCGAGGAGCCCCUGCCCGACGACGAGGAGUUCAUCCUUCCGCUUCUGAACGACAUGCGUACAGCGCUCUUCGCGCGCCUGCGGGAUCCGCGGCUGAAGCCCGCCGUCGUGGAGCGGUUCGCGGAGACGCUGCGCCGCGCGUCGCUGCUGUACCACUACGACGUCGAGGCGAGCGGGGGCACGACCGCCCCGGCUGUCAACGACGACGGCGAGGGCGUGCGGUACUGGGCCUUUGACCAGCUCGUGGCGGGGGCGAGGCGCGAGCACGGCGAGCACGGCGAGGGAAGCGAGCCGCGCAACGACAGCAAUGACAGCAAGGCGACGGCGACGGAGGGGGAGGAGGCGAGCCGCCGCGUCGCGGCGCUCUUCGCCCCGGCCGUCCUGAAACGCUUCGACCUGACGCUGCGCCAGUUCCUGGACGACGCAAAGCUGCGCGGCCAGAUGCCCUUUUCUCGGGUCCGUGAGGACGAGCUGCUGUAUGUGCUCACGCAUCUUGUCACUAUGAGCAUGUGGGGUAGCACGAGCGACGCAAGCGGUUCCGACGCGAGCGACGACACCAAGGCCGCCGAGAAGGCGGAUGGGGCGGCGACACCAUUACAAGCCGCCGCGGCCCGAUCGCCCCGCGCCCACCUGUUCGCAUACUACCCGCUGCUGCUGCAGCUCGCGUUCGUCCCCUCCGCGCCCAGCAUGUGGGUCACGCCGCCCGAGUACUACAGACUGUUUGGGAAGGAUGUGGCCGACGACGCGGGCUUGAGUGGGCUUGGUGCUGAUGAAGACGCGCCGAGACAGAGCAUGGACGUCAAUGGCGACAUUGGGCCGGAGAGGGGGGGACGAGGACAUGGUCGAGGUGUCUGCGCGCGAGCUGGCGCGGCGCGCACUCGAGCUCACAUGCAAUACUUGUAA
This is a messenger RNA of Trichosporon asahii var. asahii CBS 2479, 4845 nucleotides long. RefSeq lists its product as uncharacterized. The transcript is spliced from 5 exons. Lineage: Eukaryota; Fungi; Basidiomycota; Tremellomycetes; Trichosporonales; Trichosporonaceae. The record is from RefSeq and is a predicted model, not a curated record. The coding region runs from base 1 to 4845 and encodes 1614 amino acids.